AUGAUGAAGAAAAUCGAAGGAUCGUCAGUUUUAACCGGCAAAAAGCAAUCUCAUUCGAUGCUGACUGCUGCUAUCGAGGAUUUUUUCAAGCCAAGCUCAGAAAGCAUGACGGACUCAAAGUACUUCACGACAACGAAAAAGGGAGAAAUCUUCGAGCUGCGAGCAGAUCUCAAUUCCGACAGAAAAGACAAAAAGAAAGAUGCCGUUAAGAAAGUAAUCGCGAGUAUGACAGUCGGAAAGGAUGUUUCGGCACUCUUUCCCGACGUCGUUAAUUGCAUGCAAACUGAGAACCUGGAAUUGAAGAAACUCGUCUAUUUAUACUUGAUGAAUUAUGCGAAAACGCAACCAGACAUGACAAUUAUGGCUGUCAACACCUUCGUGAAAGACUGUGACGAUCCCAACCCGCUUAUCCGCGCUCUCGCUGUCCGAACAAUGGGCUGCAUCCGAGUGGACAAAAUCACCGAAUACCUCUGCGAGCCGCUCAGAAAAUGCCUGAAAGACGAGGACCCCUAUGUUCGGAAAACCGCAGCAGUUUGCGUCGCCAAGUUAUAUGACAUCUCCGCCGACAUGGUUCAAGAACAGGGCUUCCUGGACGCGCUCAAGGACCUCCUCAGCGAUUCAAAUCCAAUGGUCGUUGCAAAUGCAGUUGCAGCACUCUCCGAAAUCGGCAGGGAUGAUUUCUUGACAAAAUCAGUCGUCAACAAGCUUUUAACCGCGCUAAACGAGUGCACCGAAUGGGGACAGAUUUUCAUCCUCGACGCGGUGGCCGAAUAUCAUCCAGCUGAUCCAAGAGAAGCUCAAAGCAUCUGCGAACGAGUUACUCCUCGUCUUUCUCAUGCCAACGCCGCCGUUGUCCUCAGCACUAUCAAAGUGCUCAUGCGCUUCAUGGAGCUCAUUCCCGACGUCGAUUACAAAACUGGACUUCUCCGAAAGCUUUCGCCGCCACUCGUUACUCUUCUCAGCUCCGAAGCUGAAGUACAAUACGUCGCUUUACGAAACAUCAAUCUGAUCGUCCAGAAACGCCCUGAAAUUCUCAAGCACGAGAUCAAGGUCUUCUUCGUAAAAUACAACGAUCCAAUUUACGUCAAACUUGAGAAACUCGACAUUAUGAUCAGAUUGGCUUCUCCUCACAACAUCGCUCAGGUUCUUGCUGAAUUGAGGGAGUACGCAACGGAAGUCGACGUCGAUUUCGUCCGAAAAGCCGUCCGAGCUAUUGGCAGAUGCGCGAUCAAAGUCGAAAACUCUGCUGAACGAUGCGUGUCAACUCUGAUCGAACUUAUCCAGACAAAAGUCAACUACGUCGUUCAAGAAGCAAUCGUCGUCAUCAAGGACGUUUUCCGAAAAUACCCGAACAAGUACGAAUCAAUCAUUGCGACGCUUUGCGAGAACUUGGACUCUCUUGAUGAGCCAGAAGCUCGAGCAGCGAUGGUCUGGAUCAUCGGAGAGUACGCGGAACGAAUCGACAACGCGGAUGAGCUUUUGGAAUCGUUCUUGGAUGGAUUUAAUGAUGAAGCGACGCAAGUUCAGCUUCAGCUGCUCACGGCUAUUGUUAAAUUGUUCUUGAAAAAGCCAAACGAGUGCCAGCAGCUUGUCCAAACCGUCCUCUCCCUCGCAACACAAGACUCCGACAACCCAGAUCUCCGUGAUCGGGGCUACAUCUACUGGCGUCUUCUCUCUACCGAUCCAGCUGCGGCGAAAGACGUCGUCCUCGCCGAGCGACCUCUUAUCAGCGACGAAACAGAUCUGAUCGAACCUACUCUCCUUGACGAGCUCAUUUGCCACAUUUCCUCGCUAGCCAGUGUUUAUCACAAACCGCCCUCGCUCUUUGUCGAGAACGAAAAACCAGUCGUCAAGACUCUCCGAUCGGCAGCAGCUGCUGCUUCCACUCCUGAUGCCGCUGCUGAAGCCAAUGGAUCAGCUGCCGAAGCUCCAGCUCCUACCAUCAUUCCUUCCUCAAACAACCUCGUCGACGAUCUUCUCGGUUUGGACCUUGGAGGAGGCAGCACUGCCGCCACUCCAAGUUACUCAGCUCCUCCACCAACUGGAGGAAUGGAUAUCCUGGGCGGCGGGCUCGAUUCCUUGCUUGACCUGGGAAUCGGUGGUGGAGCUCCACCACCGCAGCAACAGGCGAAUCCGGUCAAUUCGAACCCAAUGGGAGCUGCUCCUCCCAUGGGUGGAGGAUUGCUUGAUCUCAUGGGCGGAGGUGCUCCACCUCCAGCUCAGGCAGCACCAAGUCCUUAUGGAGGUAUGGGCGCGGACAUCUUCGGCGGUUUGGGCGGUUCAACUCCAGCGGCUCCACCUGUAGAACUCGAUACCUGGUGUAAUGCACAAGCUUGUAUGGGCCUAGAACUCAAGGGCAGAAUCAAACGGGAGAACAAUCAGAUCAUUAUGGAAAUGCAAAUUACGAAUAAAGGAAUGCAACCGAUGACCGACUUUGGAAUUCAAUUCAACAAAAACUCAUUUGGUCUCUGGCCCAGUGGUCCGCUGUCCGUUCCUGCUGUUCAAGCCGGACAGACUGUCCCAACUCAGUUGAUCCUGACGACUCAGGGUCAGGUGCAAAAGAUGGAUCCUUUGACAACGCUCCAAGUAGCGAUAAAGAACAAUCUAAAGGUGUUUUAUUUUGCCACAGAAGUUCCACUUGAGGUCUUGUUUACUCCCGAUGGAAAGAUGGAUCGACAAGUAUUCCUUGCGACGUGGAAAGACAUACCCGCACAGAAUGAAUCAUCAUCAACGAUUCCCUCGGCGGGAAAUCUCGGUGCAGAUGCAAUCACGGCGAAAUUGGAGAGUGCCAAUGUUUUCAAUGUUGCGAAAAGAAAUGUGGAAGGAGUCGACAUGCUCUACAACUCGUUUAAAUUAACCAACGGCAUUUGGUGCCUUCUUGAGCUUCGAAUCCAGCCGGGGUCUUCAGACGUCGUUCUCUCGCUAAAAGCCCGGCAGACGGAAAUCUUCAAGUUUGGUCAAAAAGCAAUCGAGUCCAUCCUCAAAUGA
Molecule: messenger RNA, 2988 nt
Organism: Oikopleura dioica
Lineage: Eukaryota; Metazoa; Chordata; Appendicularia; Copelata; Oikopleuridae
Source: the annotation of a GenBank genome assembly